Messenger RNA from Lathyrus sativus (Indian pea), 519 nucleotides. Lineage: Eukaryota; Viridiplantae; Streptophyta; Magnoliopsida; Fabales; Fabaceae. The record is from the annotation of a GenBank genome assembly.
AUGAAAUAUAUGAAGGAUGAAACUUCUAAGGUGGCCUCACAUCGAGUUAGACCAUUUGAUUGUCACGAUUACAGCUUCAUUGUUGAUGAGACAAUGGAUCACAACGAGGGUCGGCCAAUGGGACACUACAGGGUGGAACUUCAUAAAAAUUGGUACGAUUGUGAAAAGUUUCAAACCUUCUGCAUGCCUUGUUCACAUGUCAUUUCCGCAUGUUCCAGUGCUCGUCACGAUCCAUUCUUGCAGCUAUCAGAAGUUUACAAGGUCGUGAACUUAUUCGGUAUCUACAAUAACAGUUUUCCAAUGGUAGCUAGUGAGGAAUAUUGGCCAACCUAUCAUGGAGACACAAUCUACCACAACGAAAAUAUGAGAAGAAACAAAAAGGGUCGCCCCAAAAGCACGCGAAUUACAACUGAAAUGGAUACAACUGAGAAAAUGGAAAGACUAUGCGGAAUAUGUCGUCUUCCCGGGCAUACGAGGAAUAAUUGUCCAAAUGUUGGAACAAGUUCUAGAUAUAUUUAA